Messenger RNA from Aspergillus nidulans FGSC A4, 548 nucleotides. RefSeq names its product putative NADH-ubiquinone oxidoreductase 14 kDa subunit. The transcript is spliced from 2 exons. Lineage: Eukaryota; Fungi; Ascomycota; Eurotiomycetes; Eurotiales; Aspergillaceae. Bases 114 to 392 code for a protein of 92 amino acids. The record is from RefSeq and is a predicted model, not a curated record.
CGCUACCUAACUCGAGCCGCCAUUGCAAAUCUACCUGCCACAUUCUCAGCGGACAGAACCGAAUACCUUCUACCUUCCAAACCGCACGGUCCGACGCGACCCCAGCAUCCAGUAUGGUUCACAAAGUCCUCUUCUGGAGCGGCUUCGGCAUUGCCGUCCGACUCUGGCAACUCGGCAUUGAGAUGCGCCCGCUCUUCGUCAAGGAAUCCCUCUGGGCCUACCCCCUCUUCGCUGGCAUCGGCGGUAGCUUCGGAUACUGGAUCCAGGGCAUUGAACAACGACAACUCCAAAUCCUCGCACAGCAAAAGGAAGCUAUCCUCGAGAAGCGACGACGACGAGAUGAGGGCCUGAGCAAGGUGGAAGAGGCGGGUACCUUGGCUGCGACAUCGUGAGAGAUGCUGUACGAUUCUGCUUGUGUUUAUAUCAUAUUCGUUCGCCUACUUUAUGCUUAAGACACCGUGUGGGUGGAUCGAAGUGACGGACGGGUUCUUUCUUCGGAGAUAGAGAGUACAUGUGUACUUGUACCAAAAUACAAAGAGUUGAUUCCG